Molecule: messenger RNA, 759 nt
Organism: Oppia nitens
Lineage: Eukaryota; Metazoa; Arthropoda; Arachnida; Sarcoptiformes; Oppiidae
Exons: 3
Coding region: 1-759 (252 amino acids)
Biological process (GO): dUTP catabolic process; dUMP biosynthetic process
Molecular function (GO): dUTP diphosphatase activity; magnesium ion binding
Source: RefSeq, a predicted model, not a curated record
AUGACAGAUGUCAACAUGUAUAUGUUUAUAGAAAAAGGAAUAAGAGGUGGUAUUUGUAAUACAAUGAAAAGACAUUCAUUAGCAAAUAACAAGUAUUGUAAAGAUUAUGAUCAAAAUAAACCUGAAAUUUUCUUAGCUCAUUUUGAUGUUAACAAUUUAUAUGGAAAAAACUCAGACACAAGAUAUAUUCGUUUAGGUUUAUCAAAUCAAUCUCUAAUUGAAAGGAAAAUAUUACUAGAAAAUACUAAAAUUGGAUAUUCCUUAAUUGCACAAUUAAAGCAAGGAGAAGAAAGAGGACUAAAUGGACCAUCGACUUAUACAUCAAAUUGUCUUGUUCCUAGAGACAAACAGUUACGUGUUAAUUUAGAAGAUGGUGCAAAAUUACCAACUAAGGCAACACCUGAUAGUGGAUGCUAUGAUUUAUUUUGCAACCAAGUAGGUACAUUGGCUCCAGGUGAAAGAAAAUUAAUCAAGACUGGCGUCAAAAUGCAAAUACCACACAAUUGUUUUGGAAAAAUAUUCUCAAGAAGCUCUUUAGCAAUUAAAGGAAUUGAUGUAAGCGCAGGCAUUAUUGAUGCUGAUUUCACUGGGGAAAUAUUAGUACUAUUAAUAAAUAACAGCAUGGAUAACUUUGGCUAUGUUUUUGGAGAUAAAAUUGCUCAAAUUGCUAUUAUAGAACAUAAAGAUUUGACAGCAUUUGUUGGCCCAAUAUUAAAUACAAAACGAGGUAUUAAAGGAUUUGGAUCAUCGGACAAAUAA